This is a messenger RNA of Dicrocoelium dendriticum, 600 nucleotides long. The record is from the annotation of a GenBank genome assembly. Lineage: Eukaryota; Metazoa; Platyhelminthes; Trematoda; Plagiorchiida; Dicrocoeliidae.
AUGCAGACGUCAAUUUGUGCAGUGAUUUUUGUGGCACUAACUGCUGAAUUUGCUGUUUUGCAUGCGAACACAUUUUACACUGACUGCUCUGAUGGCAACACGCUUAUCAGCGCAUCUGUGCCGAACUGCAGCCAAGUGUCUUGCGUCGCUGAUGGAGGCUCAUUUGUAAAUAUUGAAAUCACCUUCCAAGCAAAAAGAAUCAUUCGUUCUGGGAAGGCGCAACUUUGUCUGAGGGACUCACAGUCGAAGAUUUGUUUACGCGAAGUUGCAGACAUAAGCGAUAUCUGUGACUACAUGGAUCCAGGAUGUCCGCUGCAACAAGGAGGUGUAUACACGUAUAAGAGGAGUUUCUUGGCACCGGAUGUCUCGAUGAAAGGCGAAGUUAGCUACAAGCUUUAUGACGAGGAAUGCAACGUGGUUGCAUGCUUACAGUACAACGGGGAAAUUGUGUCAAAGAAUAAGAACAGACCGCAAAUUCUGUUCACUGAAGACAGCUAUCCAUGCGGCGGCAAAUGACAUUACAUGUUUUGCUGAUCUUUCCUACACAUUUAUAUUUCUUAUGACCGUAAUUAAAUGAAGGCGGAGAUUGCAAACUUUGAC